Molecule: messenger RNA, 1658 nt
Organism: Impatiens glandulifera
Lineage: Eukaryota; Viridiplantae; Streptophyta; Magnoliopsida; Ericales; Balsaminaceae
Product: beta-glucosidase 12-like
Exons: 11
Coding region: 6-1532 (508 amino acids)
Biological process (GO): carbohydrate metabolic process
Molecular function (GO): beta-glucosidase activity
Source: RefSeq, a predicted model, not a curated record
UGAACAUGGCAUUUAAAGAUCUUACAAAGAUAACUCUAAUAGUCGCUCUUUUAGCAAUUUGUUGUAACGCCACCACGGACCAUAAUAGCACAGUAGUACUUAAUCGUGGUAGCUUUCCUCCUGGCUUUAUUUUCGGAGCUGGGUCAUCAUCUUAUCAGUAUGAAGGAGCUGCAAGUGAAGGGGGGAAGGGUCCAAGCAUAUGGGAUACAUAUACUCAUAAACAUCCAGAGAGAAUAGCAGAUGGAAGUAAUGGAGACGUGGCGGUUGACUUCUACCAUCGUUAUAAGGGUGAUGUGCAAUUAAUGAAGGAAAUGGGCAUAGAUGCUUUUAGAUUCUCAAUUGCAUGGCCUAGGAUAAUACCUAGCGGAAAGCAAAGUGAUGGUGUUAACCAACAAGGCAUCGAUUUUUAUAACAACCUCAUUAACGAAAUCCUCGCUAAUGGUUUAAAACCGUAUGUGACUUUGUUCCAUUGGGAUGUUCCUCAAGCCCUUGAAGAUGAAUACGGCGGUUUCUUGAGCCCUAAGAUUGUGGAUGACUAUCUAGACUUCAUAAAUAUUUGCUUCAAGGAAUUUGGAGAUAGAGUAAAACAUUGGUUUACUUUGAAUGAACCACGAACUUUCAGCUUUGGCGGUUACACCAAUGGAAUGCUCGCUCCGGGUCGUUGUUCUUCGUGGACUCAAUUAAAUUGUUCGGGUGGAGAUUCUGGAACCGAGCCUUAUUUGGUUUCACACAAUCUACUUCUAGCUCAUGCAUCGGGAAUAAAAUUAUAUAGAGAUAAAUAUCAGAAAUAUCAAAAUGGAAAGAUUGGAAUAACACUCGAGAGUCAAUGGGCAGUGCCAUUUUCCAAGACGAAGUUAGACCUCGAGGCUGCAUUCCGAUCAAUUGAUUUCGAGUUCGGAUGGUUUAUGGAUCCAAUAACGAACGGGGAUUAUCCACACUCUAUGCGUCUUCUUGUUGGAGAUAGACUUCCAAAGUUCACGAAAGAACAAUCUAAGAUGCUCAAAGGAUCGUUCGAUUUCCUUGGAUUGAACUAUUAUACGACAAAUUACGCUUCUUAUGCACCUGAUCAAUCUAAUAAUGUGAAUAUUAGUUAUCUUACCGAUUCUCAAGUAAAUUUAACUACUAGUCGAGACGGAAAACUCAUUGGCUCUCCGGCUGCAUCUAGUUGGCUCUUUGUAUAUCCAAAAGGCAUAUGGGAUAUGAUUUUGUACAUUAAGAAAAAAUAUAACAAUCCGGUUAUGUACAUCACUGAAAAUGGAAUGGACGAUCCAAAUAAUGCCACACUUCCGCUCGAACAAGCUCUAGACGACACCAAGAGGAUUGCCUUCUAUAGUAGUCAUCUUUUCUAUGUAAAGAAAGCGAUUGAAGAUGGUGCAAAUGUGAAGGGAUUCUUUGCAUGGUCGUUAUUCGAUGACUUCGAAUGGAACUCAGGUUAUACAAUUCGAUUUGGGCUAUAUUUCGUGGACUUCAAAAACGGAUUGAAAAGAUAUCCGAAACAUUCAGCCUUAUGGUUUAAGAAAUUUCUUGAGUGAUUAAAAGUACAAAUUAUGAAUAAAUAAAUUAAUGGGAAGGGAAGAUGGUGAUGUACAAUAUUCUUUCAUUGACCAUGUCUUUAAGUGUGUGUUGAUAAUUUAUUAAACAUGUAACAAAGUGAAUAA